Messenger RNA from Penicillium cinerascens, 636 nucleotides. RefSeq names its product PX domain-containing protein YPT35. The record is from RefSeq and is a predicted model, not a curated record. Gene Ontology annotation, cellular component: endosome. The transcript is spliced from 3 exons. NCBI's taxonomy places the organism in Eukaryota, Fungi, Ascomycota, Eurotiomycetes, Eurotiales, Aspergillaceae. The coding region runs from base 1 to 636 and encodes 211 amino acids. Gene Ontology annotation, molecular function: phosphatidylinositol-3-phosphate binding.
AUGGAGGGAGCUCCUGAGGAGGCCUCCACGGCACCUCGGCCGCCCUUCUCCCCGCCUGCGGACCUCGCGGCUCGCCCCGCAGUGCAUCCCAGCGUACAUCACUCACCCACCGAAACACCCAGCCCGGCCCCGUCUUCGAAAUCCCGCCCCGUCUCAGCCGUCGUGCCGCCCUACUGGCACCGCCACGAGCGCAAUGCCUCGCGCGCAUCGCAAAGCUCGCUCGUGCCCGCGAUAACGCUCGAAGACCAUGCCGCAGACCCGGAGUGCGAGACGAGCAGGGGCUUAUGGGCGCGCAGUGUUUCGAUUGAAGAUCACUGUGUCGUGCAGGGGAAGACGGGGGUUGGGGCGUAUGUGGUGUGGAACUGCACGGUGCAUACUUUGGAUGGAGGACCGAUUGUCGUUCGACUGAGAUACUCGGAGUUCGACGAUCUACGGCAGAGACUCGUUUCUUCAUUCCCGCACGCGAGGAGUGCGCUUCCAGCUCUUCCGCCGAAAAGUGUUCUCUUCAGGUUCCGGCCUAAUUUUCUGGAGAAUCGGCGGGUUGGGCUGGAAUAUUUUCUCAAUUGCAUCCUUCUGAAUCCGGAGUUUUCGAGCUCGCCUAUCGUCAAGGACUUUCUCUUUGGGCGAAUGUCAUAA